CACACAUUUUUUGGAAGUUUUUGGGAACCUUAAAUCAAAAUUCAAAAUUUUUAUCCGAGAAGUGUAACAAUAUUUCAAAGUGCAUUGAAGGUUCAACAAAAUUUCUGGUCAUCGCGAAACUUCUAAAACUAAAAACAUUCAAAAACUAAAAGUGACAGGCAUAAAAACUUUAGUAAAGCCUAAUACCAAGUAAAAAUACAGACAACGACAUCCAUAAAGGAAAUAUAAAAAGUCCUCAAAAAUCAUUUUUUUUAAACUUGCAUUUUUAAAGAUGCCCAAAAAGUUGACAGAUGCGUCUUCAAAAAACGAUUCAUAUAUUGCUCAAAAUAUAAUAACAAAGUUGUUUUAUAAAAUAUUUAGUGGAGCUACAAAUAAUAAUACAUCGAAAACAGAUAAGAAAGAAUUUGAAGAUGAGUUACCUAUUUUACCUGAUUUUUCUGCAGAUAUAGAAAUGAAUAAAAUGAGUGUAAAUAAGGAACAAUCUAUACAUGACGGUCUUCACGAUUCUCAAAAUAUCACAAAUAACAAAAUUAAUGAAAACAAGGAACAGUCAUCAAAUAACGAUCUUCAAGAUCUUGGAAAUAUUUUAAUCAAAUCUGCAACUGAUAUGAAGAAUGUAAAAAUAAGUAAAGACAAGAAACUGUUUACAGAUGAUGAUCUUCACAAUCCUGUAAAAGUUUUGAUCAAAUCUGCAACAGAUAUGAAGAAUGAAAAAAUAAGUAAAGAUAAAAAACAGUUUACAGAUGACGAUCUUAAUGAUCCUGGAAAAGUUUUGAUGAAAUCUGCAACAGAUAUGAAAAAUGACAAAAUAAGUAAAAAUAAGGAACAGUCUGUACAGGACGGUCUCCAUGAAACCACUUUGAUUGACGGUCUACACGGAAAUACUACUCCAGAUAUGAAGAAAAAGUUAAAUGAAAAUAAAAGACAGGCUAUAGUUGAUAGAUUUCUAAAUAGCGGUAAUGGUGAUCAAUCCGCUUUAUGCAAAGAACAAAAUAGCGAUAUAUCUGAAGUUGAAUUUGAUUCACAUAUAUCACCAGAUACACGAAAAUUGGAAUGUUUUGAGUCUAACCAGACACUUAUUAGUAAAGAAGAAAAUAAUAUUAAAAACAAAAUUUUAGCUUGGGAAAAGUUAUCUAAAACAGGAAUAUCUAAGUAUUCAGAGAUGUCCGAAUUUAGUGCAUUCGGAGAGAGCCACUCUAAUCCUGAGAUUGAAAACAAUUGCAUGAAAAUGAACAAAUCUAAUGUGGAAAAGACAAUACAGCAAAAUAGUUCAAUAACUGUUGAUCCAGAAAGUUUUAUACCAGAUGCGAGCGAAGAAACUAAAAUACGUGCGGGAUUCGCUGUUACGCGAGUCUCGCCAAAAAUUGCGAAUCUUCAGGCUACCAUUUUACAGAAGCUCAAAGAAGACUAAUAAUUUCAAUAUUCAGUAGUUCUGGAGGUUCGCAAAAUAUUAAGAACUGAUGUCAUCUUGAAACAUGAAAGCUCGUAUAUGAGAUAACUACCAGCUGUGCACGUCUCGUAGGAUAAGUCGUCACACGCAAUGCAAAAAAGGACGCAAUGCAUCAACGAUUUAAUGCGUAGAACAACAACUCCAAGUAAUGAAAAGUAUAGACUGCCGUCGUCCUUACAAAACUAUAUAUUUAGAGAAGACUUUAGCAAAUAUUGUAAGGCUGAAAUGCAUCUCAAUAAUAGUGAUUUAGAGUUGAAGUGAAAUUCAUAUCAAAGUCUUUGAAAUAUCUACAUUGGUAGAUCACACACUAUAUAUAUCUGUGAGUAAUUAUAAAAUCGCGUAUAGGAACACGUAAGAGAACUGAAAAUUGCUGAGAAUUGAUUUUGAAUCAAUUGCUCACAAGAAUAUGGAACUAUUAAGGACCAUAAGAAACAUUGUUUAGAAAGCAAUGAUAUUGGGUCUAUAAUAAAUGGAGAGACAUAUAAGCUAGUCGAUCGUUAUACAUGCAUUAAUCAGUAUUCGAUUAACAACGAAUGUUUGAAAGCAGAUGAAAGCUGUAGGAAUCGAAAUUUUUUAAAUAAUACUGCUGUGAACUUUUUCAGCAUGACAAACCUUCGUUGAAUGAGUAACUAACUUGACGAAAUACUAACUAAAAAUGUAGUCAAUGUCAAUAAAACGAUGUCGCAAAAAGUCACUAAGAAAUAAAAAACGAUGUCUUCAGGGCUUUACUAAGGAAAUAUGACCAAAAGUUAUUUCUCUAAGGAAAUUUCGGUAUUAUGUAUUACGAUAAUUGAUCAAUUACUUAAAAAUGUAUAAAAUAAAUCAAAUUUCGGACAAUAAAAUUGAUUUAUCAAGCACUAAGUCAUCUAACCAGCCGGAAUCAAUAUUUAUUAGCUUUACCGAGUUUUGAGAAACUUACACAAACCCCGUAUAAAGAUCACUUCUUAAAUACGUCAUCUACGGAAGAGAUAAAAAAGAACAUCCACAAAACAAGUCACAAUAUCUUUUAUAAGAAAACCUUUGACUUCGAUUGCUUAAGUUGACGUCUGGAAUGAUGUAUGUGUUUUAACUGGAAUAUGAAACAAAUACGUCAAUAUUAAAAGCUAUGUAUGAAGAUUUUACUAGACAACUUUACUAGAUGCAAAACAUCCAACAGUUUCAACAAUGACAGCUAAGUGACAUAUCUUAUUUUUAAGGUGACUUAUGAAUCGCCUUUAUACCUACAAUGAGGUAUAAAGUUAAGGUUUUUUCUGAGCUUGAAUUUUGUGACAAAAAAAAAAACACGUCUUCUGUAAAUAACAUUAAGCUAAAUGCCAUAUCCUGGGUUAUAGUCGAAAACAUACAAAUGGGACAUAAGAAGAUAAUCGAUUUAUAGGGACUAAAACCAAGCGAUAGAUCAAUGCAGAAUGAACCAUUAAAAGCAUGAGGUAUAGUGUUUGAGUUCUAUGUAUAUAAAAGGAGUAUAUCGAUCUUACUUAAAACCUGUCUUCUGUAAAUAACAUUAACCUGAAUGCCAUAUCCUGGGUUAUAGACGAAAAUAUACAAAUGGGACGUAAGAAGAUAAUCGAUUUAUAGGGACUAAAACCAAGCGAUAGAUCAAUGCAAAAUGAGCCACUAAAAGCAUGAGUUUAUGGAAAAAGUUUAAUGGGUUUCGCAUGGUUCCAUCAGAGCUAGAGCCUAAAAUCUAUUUCUUUAAUUCUGGUAAAAAAACACUUAGGAA
Teleopsis dalmanni is the source of this 3170-nucleotide messenger RNA. RefSeq lists its product as uncharacterized. NCBI's taxonomy places the organism in Eukaryota, Metazoa, Arthropoda, Insecta, Diptera, Diopsidae. Bases 272 to 1411 code for a protein of 379 amino acids. The transcript has 8 exons. The record is from RefSeq and is a predicted model, not a curated record.